ACAGGUGAUUGACAAUACUGAAAUCACACUAAUCACAGUUUUACAGCUGUAUUCGUAAAUAAAUGUAACGUUACUGCGAUCUCUCUUUGUUUCCAAAACGAAAAUAUUAUUUGGUAAUUGAAGUCGUCUGGAGGUUUCAAUAAACAUGCUGCGUGUUAAAAUUCAUAUAGCACUAAGUGCUAUAGGAGCCUUUCUAGGCUUGUCUGCAUUUAUAUGUUUCUGCAUUGUUUAUGCAAACAUAGAAGCCGGAAUGUGGGCGCUACUAUCUGGUAUCCAUGCAUCUUUAGCCCUGAUGCUACAUUGCCACUACCUGAAAGAGUCACUGCACGUCAACUUCUCAAGAAAGGCAUUACAAUACAUUGGAGACUUUGGCAUUGUAGGGUUCGUCUCCGGAAGUGCUUUGACACUCUUUUACUUGUUCCUGGAGAUCUAUUACAAAGCUGAUGUUAUGCCAAUUAAGACCAGCAUUAUCAUUCGUCUCGUCUGGUCUUUCAUGAUGAUGAAAUGGGGUCUCAUGCUGUACCUCGUCACCAAGAAGUAUCUGAGGACCUACAACGACCACCAGCUCUUCUCCGAAAACCCUAACAUUGAGGAGACUGAAAACCUGAUACAGCAAGACGGAGCACCGGCUGGUAACGAAGACGGUGAAACUACAUGGACGGUAUAAUGACGACUACAUUCGGUAUAAUAUAUAAAUAUGUAUAAUAUUUGUAUUAACUCAGGCGACACGAUUUUUUCCAAAUUACCAUCAAAGAAAAAAAUACCACUGACACCAUAGAAUAAGUUACCAUAGCCCAAUUGCAAUUUUUCGAUUCCAACUGAUUUCGUUAGCGAUACCGAUAAUUAAUUAUUUUCAGCGGGUAUAAUUAAUUAUCAUUCUCUCAAAAGAACUACGAUAUUGUAGGUACUUGUAAAAAGUUUAUUUUUCUCCGUUUUGGCCUUACGUACAUACUUUAAUUCACUGAAGUUUUAAAUUACGGAUAGCUAUAUAAAUACAUGGAUUAGAUUAUUCCGGAUACCGCCGCUUUUUCGAUCAAACUGCGAUUUCGGAAAAAAAAAAUCCCAGGCUUUUACUGUACAGUUGUACUUAGUCAUUUAAAUUAUUCUUCUUUUUCAUAUAUGUAUGUCUAGGUUUACAUCCCUGUAUCGUCAGCAUAACAAUAUGAUUAAAAGAUCUUUAUUUGGUAGCUAUUUAGACUUUAAAAGACAUAUCAAAAUUUAAAAGGUACUUUUUACUUUAGUCACAAAGCUUUAUGUUAUUUUUUUAUUAUAAUAUUUUUUUUUAUUUAUUUAAUCGAAAGCCAACAAAACCACUUAGAUAUUAUUUACGUAUGAAUCUACGAGUUAUAACAAUUUAUAUACUUUUGUGAUACCUGAGUGACCUUUAUUGACUGAAUUAUAAAAACAUUGUCGAAUUUAGGCCAAUAUUUGACUGAAAUUUUCUAUGUAUUUAUGCAUAUUUUUCUGUUAUAUUUUAAUUUACAAGUCACGUGGAUAGAAAAUAAUUCUACUAAUGUAUUUUUAUCCUUUACGUAUAUCUAAUUUCAUACUUUUUCUUAUCUGACCCAUGCCUCUUUCUAUACAUAUAUAUUUCUUAGUUUAUUUCUUCAUUUCUUGAUACAUUUAAUGAGGUACUUACUUUAUUAAUAAUUAAUAAUCUAAUAAAAAUAGCAGAAUUAAAUUGUAUACUUCGUAAAUUAAUUGAAUUGUAGGACAAGUUACUGUGCGUUUAAUAUCAACUUGUUUGUUCAUUUAGUGUAGUAAAACCUUCCUGUAAAAACAGUAAGAAAUUAUUGUAGUGCUAAUUCAAAAUUAAUGUUAAAUUUUUGGGUAUAAACAAAAUAAAUAUUAUGUUAUCGUUAUAUUUAUUACAAACAGUUAAUUAAAUGUAGUUAAGACAUCUUCCUAGUGUUUUAUUAAGUUAUAUUUGUAACUGUGUCUAUGCUAUUAAAUGAUUAUUGUCAACUGUAGUUAAGAAAUAAAUAAAGUGUUUUUUUUUUAUAAAA
Molecule: messenger RNA, 2006 nt
Organism: Helicoverpa zea (corn earworm)
Lineage: Eukaryota; Metazoa; Arthropoda; Insecta; Lepidoptera; Noctuidae
Product: heme transporter hrg1-B-like
Exons: 4
Coding region: 146-667 (173 amino acids)
Biological process (GO): heme transport
Cellular component (GO): lysosomal membrane; plasma membrane
Molecular function (GO): heme transmembrane transporter activity; heme binding
Source: RefSeq, a predicted model, not a curated record